GGAGUCGAACCGUCGCAGGGUGUGCCUGGCCCUACUCAACGCCCGGCAGUUCUUGCCGUCGCCGCCGCCCUCGGCCACUGCCGAGGCUUCACGCAACCGCCAUGUCCGCCAGUGCCGUCUACGUGUUGGACUUGAAGGGCAAGGUGCUCAUCUGCCGGAACUAUCGAGGUGAUGUGGACAUGUCGGAAGUGGAGCACUUCAUGCCCAUCCUGAUGGAGAAGGAGGAGGAGGGGAUGCUGUCGCCCAUCCUGGCCCAUGGGGGUGUCCGCUUCAUGUGGAUCAAGCACAACAACCUGUAUUUGGUCGCCACUUCCAAGAAGAAUGCAUGUGUGUCACUGGUAUUCUCUUUCCUCUAUAAGGUGGUACAGGUGUUUUCAGAGUACUUCAAGGAGCUGGAGGAGGAGAGCAUCCGCGACAACUUUGUCAUCAUCUACGAGCUGCUGGAUGAGCUCAUGGACUUUGGCUACCCCCAGACCACAGACAGCAAGAUUCUGCAGGAGUACAUCACUCAGGAAGGCCACAAGCUGGAAACGGGGGCCCCGCGGCCCCCAGCCACUGUCACCAACGCAGUGUCCUGGCGGUCUGAGGGCAUCAAGUACCGGAAGAACGAGGUGUUCUUGGACGUCAUCGAGUCUGUCAACCUCUUGGUCAGUGCCAACGGCAACGUCCUGCGCAGCGAGAUCGUGGGUUCCAUCAAGAUGCGGGUCUUCCUCUCAGGCAUGCCCGAGCUGCGCCUGGGCCUCAACGACAAGGUUCUCUUCGACAACACGGGCCGCGGCAAAAGCAAGUCAGUGGAGCUGGAGGACGUGAAGUUCCACCAGUGCGUGCGGCUCUCCCGCUUCGAGAAUGACCGCACCAUCUCCUUCAUCCCGCCCGACGGCGAGUUCGAGCUCAUGUCCUACCGUCUCAACACCCACGUCAAGCCCUUGAUAUGGAUUGAGUCAGUGAUUGAAAAGCAUUCCCACAGCCGCAUCGAGUACAUGAUCAAGGCCAAGAGCCAAUUCAAGCGGCGGUCAACGGCCAACAACGUGGAGAUCCACAUCCCUGUGCCCAAUGAUGCCGACUCGCCCAAGUUCAAGACAACGGUGGGGAGCGUCAAGUGGGUCCCUGAAAACAGCGAGAUCGUGUGGUCCAUCAAGUCCUUCCCAGGCGGCAAGGAGUACCUGAUGCGGGCCCACUUUGGCCUGCCCAGUGUGGAGGCUGAGGACAAGGAGGGCAAGCCCCCGAUCAGCGUCAAGUUCGAGAUCCCCUACUUCACUACCUCCGGCAUCCAGGUGCGCUACCUGAAGAUCAUUGAGAAGAGCGGUUACCAGGCCUUGCCGUGGGUCCGUUACAUCACUCAGAAUGGAGAUUACCAACUCCGGACCCAGUGAGGGGUCAGUGCCCAGCCCUGGUGCAGGGGCUCCUGGGAAAGCACUGGAAGGCCUGCCAAGCCCGUCGGAAGGAGGACACCCCGACACUGGCCACCAUCCCGGCUCUGCCGGGAGACCCCUCCUCCUCUGGACAUACCUGCUCUGCCGUCUCCACACUUGUCUCCGAAGCCCCUUCUCCCAGAAGAGGCUCGUCUUCCAGAUGUCCUGUCUCCUUGCCCCGAGUCCGCCUGGGGGAGGGAAGCAAAGUCUUUCCCCAGAGGCCACGGGCAGCCUCGGGGCUGCGUCGUCCCAGGCACCAAGAACAUCAGAAACGCCCAGGCCGCUGCGGGGCACGUGUUGGCCGCCUUGCCGUUCCGUUGGUCGUGUGUUUCCUGAGUGUCUCUGGGGUUUUGUCGUCUUCCUCGUUGCUGUUCACGUGAACCUUGCUGUCUGCUCCUCCUGCUCCUCGCCCUGAAGCUCAGGCAGCACUUAGUGGGGACAGGAGCCCUCCCCUGCCUCCUUCCACACGGCGCAUCCUCCACUUGGGGCCAGAACCCCAGCACUUUGGCCCCUUGGGGCUCCUGGCCUGGACCCACAGGCUUCGAUGAGGUGCCUCCCAGGGCUAACCUGUGCCACACAGUGCUGUCGCUCAGCCACAUCAGUGUUUGUCCACCUGGGGAGGUGGUGCAGUGAGGGCCACUGGCCUCAGAGGACACAGGUCAUCCAUACCUGUGCUUGGUCACCCCUCCCCUGUCUGUGUUUGUGUCAUAAUUAGAUUAAAUUUCAUUCAUUAAACCCUG
Eptesicus fuscus (big brown bat) is the source of this 2152-nucleotide messenger RNA. RefSeq names its product adaptor related protein complex 1 subunit mu 1 (gene AP1M1). The transcript has 12 exons. Gene Ontology annotation, cellular component: clathrin adaptor complex; clathrin-coated vesicle. The record is from RefSeq and is a predicted model, not a curated record. Gene Ontology annotation, molecular function: clathrin-cargo adaptor activity. NCBI's taxonomy places the organism in Eukaryota, Metazoa, Chordata, Mammalia, Chiroptera, Vespertilionidae. Gene Ontology annotation, biological process: vesicle-mediated transport; intracellular protein transport. Bases 102 to 1373 code for a protein of 423 amino acids.